This is a messenger RNA of Scheffersomyces amazonensis, 800 nucleotides long. RefSeq names its product acyl carrier protein (gene ACP12). Gene Ontology annotation, biological process: fatty acid biosynthetic process. Bases 152 to 502 code for a protein of 116 amino acids. The record is from RefSeq and is a predicted model, not a curated record. Gene Ontology annotation, cellular component: mitochondrion. The transcript has a single exon. Lineage: Eukaryota; Fungi; Ascomycota; Pichiomycetes; Serinales; Debaryomycetaceae. Gene Ontology annotation, molecular function: acyl carrier activity; acyl binding.
CCAUUUUGGUUGGUCAACAGAAAAAAAUCUCUCUGGAAGAAAUCCUGGUGUAUAGAAAGAUCCAUAGUAUAGUCUAUCGUAUACAUUAGUACAACAAUUUGUUACUAUCAUUAGAUCUAUAAACAAAUAUAAACAAAUAUAAACAAAUACAAUGUUCAGAUUGGCUUUACGUUCAACUAUUCGUCCAGUUGCUAGAAUUCCUUUGGCUUCUAAAUCUAUCAUUACUCCAAUGAGAUUCUAUGCUGUUGCUCCAAUUACUAAGGAAGAAGUUACUCAAAGAGCUUUUGAAGCUUUAAAAACUGUUGCUGCAUUACAAGAAUCUAAAUUAACUUUAGAAGCUUCUUUCCAAAAGGAUUUAGGAUUAGAUUCCUUGGAUACCGUUGAAGCUUUAGUUGCUUUAGAAGAAGAAUUUGAUUUAGAAAUUCCUGACAAGAUUUCUGAUGAAAUCAAGACUGUUGGUGAAGCCAUUGAUUAUAUUUUUGAAGAAGAACAAAAAUUAUAGAGUAUCAACUACUUAUAAUUCCUCAUAUGUUGUAUAUUUGAAUUAAGAUUCUGACAUCCAUAAAUAAUGCUCUUUGCUUUCCUUCACUCUGUAUAUACUAAUCUUUUUACGAUCUUUUAGAUAGUAGAUGUCGGCUUUUGUAGCUGAAGUGAUCUUUACUAUAAUAUUAUUUAAAUUGAAAUAACUUAUUACUAAUUGUAGAUGUACUUGAUCAUAUAUCAUAUCAUAUAUGUAAGAGUAAGAGUAAGAGUAAGAUUCUUUACUAGAGUAAGAUGGUCACGUGAUCAUUUGUAAUGUA